Molecule: messenger RNA, 1731 nt
Organism: Fraxinus pennsylvanica
Lineage: Eukaryota; Viridiplantae; Streptophyta; Magnoliopsida; Lamiales; Oleaceae
Source: the annotation of a GenBank genome assembly
AUGGCCGUGCAAGUAGCAACUCCAUGUCUAAAUUGGUCACACCCUUCAAUUCCUCACUCACCAUCUUCUCAAACUUUAGCUUCUGCAAUUUCGUCCCUAUCUAUUGUAAGACGUAGUAUUAUUAACAGCGAUGGAGCUCUAGCGUGCCGCAAUGUGCACCGGCUGGAACGGUCGUCCCUUUUUUGGACUCACCAGUCGUCGAAGUUGUUCCGGUCCAAAUCUUUCGAGCAUUCAAAAUCCCGGGACCAACCGCUCCGACGAGCAUGCAGUGCCAACUUGGCUUCGUUUUCGGACGAAGAAUUUUCGAAGAAAAUUAAAGAGUUGGCUCUUAGAUUUCAAGUAUCUGAUGAUGAAGAUGAAAGUUCCAUUGCUGAUGAUGCUAUGUUUGAAGCAGAGCAAUGUACGGUCCCAGAUUCUGUCGAAACAAGGUGUGAAAGUGUUGAUGUUAGUUCCAAUGGUGAAACUAAAUUUUUAGAAUAUCAGUCAUUUGAGCCUUUAAAGCCUCCAGAUUUUCCUGAAAGAGAUGAGAUAAUUCCUGCAAGUAUUGAGAGGAAGGCGAAUAGCGUUGAAAUCCCACUAUCCCUUAGAAUGAUAAAGCGGAAAAUGCAAUGGCAAGAAGGGUUUAGGGAGGCAGGAGAGUUGGCAUACUGCUCUGUGAAUAAAGCUUUUUCAUCCAUGGUGUUUAUAAUUCGGGAGCUCCAAAGUUAUACUUUGCAAAUGAGGGGAAUUUUGUUUUAUGAGGAUUUACGAGGGAUCUUGGUGAGGGUACAGAAGGAGAUGCACGCCUCCUUUGUAUGGUUGUUUCAGCAAGUGUUCUCAAAUACACCGACUUUGAUGGUGUACGUGAUGAUCCUUCUUGCGAAUUUUACUGUUUAUUCAAUGGGGACUAAUGCUGCUAUAGGAGCCACUCCACCGGUCCAUGCUUAUGCAGCCACUGUAGAAACUGUUUCGGUGGUGGAAGAUCAGAGUCCGGUCGAACAAAAGUUCGAUUCAUCGCCUGUUAAGACAUUUAAAUUAUCAUCAUCAAAUGGGAAGACUACAUCUAUUGGGGGAGGUAACGGUGGUGGUGGAAAAUAUAAUUCGGUUGCCAGUGGUACAGAUGGAGAUGGGAGGUUUGAUGAAUCUGGAUAUCACCGGACUAUUGUUCCUGACGAGACGUCCUCUGUUGGGAAUCCCUCAAGAACAGGCGAAGAAGAGUCAAUUUCUGGGCAAGUGGCCAGAGAAGAAGAGGUCAGUUUGUGGAAUUCAAUGGUGGAAGAAGCCUCGACAAUGCAGGCUGCAACUACUGGUGAAGCGUUGGAUCAUGAGGCAAGGCAAAGAAUUGUGUCCCCAGUGAAUGCAAUGAUUGAAGCUGAUGACUAUGCGGAGUAUUUUAGAACCGAGUUGCUAUAUCAAACGGGUUUGGCUCGAGAGCCCAAUAAUCCUCUUCUGCUAGCAAAUUAUGCUCAAUUUCUCUACUUGGUCGCCCAAGAUUAUGACAGAGCGGAAGACUACUUCAAGAGAGCUGCAGAGGUGGAGCCGAAGGAUGCAGAGGCCUUGAACAAAUACGCAAACUUCCUCUGGCAGGUAAAGAAGGACCUUUGGGCUGCUGAGGAAACAUACUUGGAAGCCAUUGCUGCAGAACCCAACAAUUCCUAUUAUGCAGCUAAUUAUGCCCAUUUCCUCUGGAAUACUGGUGGGGAAGACACUUGUUAUCCUCUCAGCUCCCCUGAGUGCUCCACCGAUGUUUAA